UACUUCCGGUGGGGAAGGGAAAGGAAAGGCGCCACCGGAAGCUAAGAAGGUGCUGUGUAAUCACUAAGAGCAGAGGCUCAGUGGUCUGCUACAAUGCCGGAUUACCUCGGUGCCGAUCAGCGGAAAACCAAAGAGGAUGAGAAGGACGACAAGCCCAUCCGAGCUCUGGAUGAGGGGGAUAUUGCCUUGCUGAAAACUUACGGUCAAAGCACUUACUCUAGGCAGAUCAAGCAGGUUGAGGAUGACAUUCAACAACUUCUUAAAAAAAUUAAUGAGCUCACGGGUAUUAAAGAGUCUGACACUGGCCUGGCACCACCAGCACUCUGGGAUUUGGCUGCAGAUAAGCAAACUCUCCAGAGUGAACAACCUUUGCAGGUUGCAAGGUAUGCAGUUUAUUUUUAUCUGUAUUUCCAAGCACUUUUUAGAGUUUCAGGAAUAAUGCAAUAA
Messenger RNA from Castor canadensis (American beaver), 447 nucleotides. The record is from RefSeq and is a predicted model, not a curated record. Lineage: Eukaryota; Metazoa; Chordata; Mammalia; Rodentia; Castoridae.